Molecule: messenger RNA, 834 nt
Organism: Bacidia gigantensis
Lineage: Eukaryota; Fungi; Ascomycota; Lecanoromycetes; Lecanorales; Ramalinaceae
Exons: 5
Coding region: 1-834 (277 amino acids)
Source: RefSeq, a predicted model, not a curated record
AUGAUAUGGGAGGAUGUGGACACGGCAGCUGAUGAUGAUGCGAUCAUCGACAGUUCCAACUCGGCCUCUCGCAGAGCCUCCAAGCAAACCACUGUCUCAACUGGGCCGCCACUCCUACCUCAACAACAGUACUACUCGCCAUUGUCCUUGAGUCCUCAAGCCGCAUACCAAUUUCAGAGCCCCCAACCUUUUCCGAGCUUCCAGCAGCCUCCCCAAAUUCAUCAACACCAGCAGAUACAGACGGCUCAGUCAAUAUCGCAUCCAACGUCACCCUAUGCUCCACAACCAGCGCUACCGCCCCAUAUACCUCAGAAUCAGAUACAACAACCUCACGUGAUCGCACCGCAGCUUCCCUCCCAAAACCAGGCGUCAUCACCGGUCUCUCGGAAGAGGAAAGCGCCCGGGGGUGUGCCAUCACCAUCACCGAAUCUUGUUUCUUCACUUCCUCCUCAGAUGAGAGGGCCACCUCAACAGAUGAGUGCUGAUCCACAGGCACAGACAAAGGUCGAAGAAGGCGAGGAGGAGAUCGCAGCACCCCCACCGCCGAAGAAGAAUAGGACAAACACCCCAUGGUCGCCAGCCGAAGAAGCAUUGCUUCGGCGCAUGCGCGACGCGGGGAAAAGCUGGAGUGAGAUUGCAAAGUCCUUCCCAUCGCGUACGGAGGGAAGUGUAAAGAAGCACUGGUACAAGGAUAUGCACUAUGCCGAGUUUGCCGAGGACGAGAGCCAGGCUCUACUCAAUGCCAUCAAAGAGUAUGAGCAGAAUAAAUGGAAAUUCAUCGGGCAGAAGGUGGGAAAGCCUGCGAAGAAUUACAAUACUACCACAGAGACCUGA